Clupea harengus (Atlantic herring) is the source of this 3685-nucleotide messenger RNA. RefSeq names its product enoyl-CoA hydratase and 3-hydroxyacyl CoA dehydrogenase (gene ehhadh). The record is from RefSeq and is a predicted model, not a curated record. Lineage: Eukaryota; Metazoa; Chordata; Actinopteri; Clupeiformes; Clupeidae. Gene Ontology annotation, molecular function: NAD+ binding; (3S)-3-hydroxyacyl-CoA dehydrogenase (NAD+) activity. Gene Ontology annotation, biological process: fatty acid beta-oxidation. Gene Ontology annotation, cellular component: peroxisome.
UCCUGACAGGACCACCCACAGACAAGAUUGUGACAUUCCAAAGUGCGGUUUUGAAGUUGCAAAAUUUUGAUCUCUCCCUUAGGCGUUUCAUGUUGAGGUAUAAUGGCUCGUUAUGAACAGGUACAGGGAACUGUUGCAUUGAUUACACUGACGAAUCCACCCGUAAAUGCCCUUAGUGCUGCAGUGCGCCUUGGCAUUACAGAGACAGUGACUAGAGCCCUCCGUGACCCUGAGGUGAAGUCAAUGGUGAUUUGCGGAGAAAAUGGAGUUUUCUGUGGCGGUGCAGACAUCCGUGAAUUUGCCAAACCUAUGAGUGGCCCUCCUUUGGUGCCAAUGAUCGCUGCCAUUGAGGAAGGGGAGAAGCCAGUGGUUGCAGCCAUUGAGGGAGCAGCGUUUGGUGGAGGUCUGGAGCUGGCCCUUGGCUGCCACUACCGUAUUGCUCAUUCUAAGGCACGUGUCGGACUUCCUGAGGUGACCCUGGGUCUUCUUCCUGCUGCUGGAGGCACGCAGCGUCUGCCCAGACUCAUUGGAUUAGCUCCAGCCUUGGAUCUCAUCACUACAGGGCGACAUGUGACAGCUCAAGAGGCGCUGAAGCUUGGUAUUGUAGACCAAGUGACUGACCAAAGCGCUCUAGACUUGGCUAUACAGUUUGCCCAACAGGUUGUAGGCCAACCCCUGCUCCCCCGUAAGCUGAGUACACGGCAGACUCCGUGCCCUCCAGAUGUUGACGGCCUCCUGGAGGAGACCAUGGCUCAAGUGAAGCAGCGCGCGCGGGGCGCCAUGGCACCUAUAGCCUGUGUCCAGGCUGUCAGGGCUGCUGCCACCCUGCCCUACCAGGCCGGCAUGCAGAAGGAGCAGGAGCUGAUGGCCACCCUGUUCCACUCUAGCCAGGCCCGUGCCAUGCAAUACUGCUUCUUUGCCCAGAGGGCUGUUGGGAGAUGGAGUCUUUCCAGUGGGGCUCACAGUGGCAACAGCAAACCCAGACCUGUGAGCAAGGUAGCUGUUAUAGGCCUUGGCACCAUGGGAAGGGGCAUCACUGUGGCUCUUGUGAAGGCUGGGAUGUCUGUUCUAGCAGUGGAGACAAACAAGAAGCAAUUGGAAAUUGGGAAACAAAUGGUGUCAGCAAUGCUCAAACAUGACGCUCAGAAAAGGAACGCAACUCCUCGUCUUGACCUUCUCCACUUCACCAUAGACUUGCUUGAGCUCAAGAACACAGACCUGAUCAUUGAGGCUGUGUUUGAGGAUAUGGCUCUCAAGAAACAAGUUUUCAAGGAGCUUUCGUCCGUGUGCAAAGCCGAUGCUUUCCUUUGCACCAAUACGUCUGGUUUAGACGUGGAUGAGCUGGCCGCCGUAACCAAGAGACCAGAGCUGGUGGUGGGCAUGCACUUCUUUGCCCCAGCGCAUGUGAUGAAGCUCCUCGAGGUCGUCCAUGGAAGCCGAUCCUCCCCUGAAGCUGUGGCAACAGCAAUGCACCUGGGCAAGAGACUCGGGAAGGUCAGUGUGCUGGUGGGCAACUGUGCAGGUUUUGUGGGGAACCGCAUGCUGAAGCCAUACCUGGAGCAGGCCAACUUCCUGCUGGAGGAAGGGGCCACUCCUGAGCUGGUGGAUGGGGCCCUGGAGGAGUUUGGCUUUCCCAUGGGGGUUUUCAAAAUGUCCGAUCUGUCUGGGUUGGAUGUUGGUUGGAGAAUUCGGAAGGAGGCUGGGCUGACUGGGCCAAACGUUGACCCAAGAGAUCCCCCGCGGAGGCGGCAAGGUCGCCGGUACAGCCCUUUGCCUGACCUGGUGUGCGAGCAGGGCCGCCUGGGGCAGAAGAACGGCCGUGGGUGGUACCUCUACGACAAGCCUGGGGGCCGAGUUGCAACACCAGAUCCAAGCAUCCACAAGUUCCUGGAAGAGUACCGGAUCAAGCAUGGCAUCAGUCCUCGUCAAAUUGACAGGCAGGAGGUGGUGGAGCGAUGCCUUUUUGCCCUCAUCAAUGAAGGCUUCCGCAGCCUGGAUGACGGCAUCGCUGCUGGACCUGAAGACAUCGACAUGAUCUACGUGUUUGGGUAUGGUUGGCCGCGGCACAGGGGCGGGCCCAUGUUCUACGCUGGGAUGGUGGGAUUGCCCAGGGUGCUGACGAGGCUGGAGCACUACCGGCAGGCCCACCCAGAGGUGCCUCACCUGGAGCCCAGUCCUUUGCUGCGGAGGCUGGUGGCCAGUGGCAGCCCCCCCAUCAACAAAUGGAGGGAUUUCCUCCAGCGACCCCACAGUCAACUUUGAGGAUCAACCAAAUCCUUAAUAAUAAUAAUAAUAAUAAUAAUAAUAAUAAUUAUAAUAAGGGUUGUAACGGUACACUAAAUUUACACCAAAUCAAAAUAUUUUUUACAUUUAUUUAGAAAAUUGUGAACAGUGGCUCAUUGGCCAUAAUUCUUAUACUGUAAAAGUUAAGGCACUCAAAUACUGGCAUAUUGUCAAUAAGAAAAAUAAAUAACAAGUACUAUAACAAUAACAUCCAGGGAUGUUAUUGGGCUUAAUCCCCAAGGCUGACCGGGCCCUGGUUGACCGAGGAAGUCUGCCUUUAUUUGUUUAGGGUAAAUUCGCCCAUAUCUCCAUACUCGUACUUGGUGUGGGGAAAAGUGGUACAAAUAAAAAGGUUGAUUUCUAUGAUGUCAGAUUGCAGUCAAACUGUAUAUGUCAGAAUGAGAGUUCUCUUAGACUAGAAACUAUCAUACCCAUCAACUAGCACACAUGCACCGUUACACCCCUAAUAAUAAUAAUAACAAUUAUAAUAAUGAUGAUUUUUUUAUUGCUUAAAAAAUAAUUCUGAGUGUGCUUCAUACACAGAAAUAAAACACUUUCCGUCCCAUAGCCUACUGUUUUGAUUUGUUGAUGUGUUUUUAUUUAUCUAAUUAUCACAGAAAACCCUCAUCUCUAGCGUUUCCCAUUAGAUACAGACAUAGUCCACUUUUAAUUGUCUCAUUUUAACAUUAAAAUAAGUUCAUAUAAUUUAUGGCAGUUCUUCAUCUGUCUGAUCCAGAUUAGUCGAGUAGGACAGGGCUAAAAAUAUUGUACAUUUGAAGUGUCUUUUUAUACAAGUAAGACGUAUUAACAGAAGCACAUAUGAGAACUGUUCUCAGUGACAAAAGAUGCAUGGAAACAGUAUUGGGAAGUAACCUAUGUUGUAAACCAAAUCCAAACCCUUCCUUCCGGGGGUGUCGCGAGGCCUAUUUUGAGGAACCCCCACAUCAAUAGUGCUUCUCUUGAUUAAAGCUAUCAGUAUAUCUUAUCAUUGUCGCUCAAGAAACAAUCCACGAUUGCACUAUUGCGUAAUACUACUCUGAGUUAUAAUAAUAAUAAAUCUUGGAUUCUGAAGCCUGUAGCAAUGAUGCAUGUCAUGUGUUCUACAAACUCUGUUGCAUUAACACAGAUUUUAGCUCAACGGGGAAAGGGGUUUUGGAGCGCCCCAAACACGCUCACACAUUUCCUCCCCUUUCCUGUCCUUUGUGGGACAUUAAUUUAGUAUGUAUGUAAAAACUCGCCAUUGUGCCUACAUCAAGGACGAAAAAUGUCUUUCACAAUCUGUGUGAUCACAUGCUGUGUAAGAGUUUUUAAACAAAGUACCAGUGCACGUUGUCAUUUAUUUCUUUAAUAAUUUAUUUCGUUCAAUAAUCUAUCAUUCUGUAAUUAAAUAAUUUAACACAUU